CCACCGCUGUGCUGCUUUUUCAGAUCCACGGGAUCUGACUGUGUCUCUCCCUCUUGUUGUUAGGAUCUCUCGAUAUUUCAGCUUAUAUUACCUAUCUCUUUGCUGAAUAUUGAGCGGCAUGGACCAUUUCGAAAUGCAAAUGAAAUGACAUUACUUCCCUUAGAGACUCUCCAUUCCGCCAUUCUCCUCGCCGCAGACUGAAUCGAGUCAGCACUCGUCAUCUGGACUGGACGUUUCCUCCCGGUCGCUUAUUCUAUUCCCCUCUCCCGAUCAUAUUUGUUCGCCAUGGAUGGCACGGCGCAAAACCGACCGGCGCAGCCUGCGCCGCAACAGCAAGCGUCCUUGAUCCGGCCGGAGCAAGUACAGAGACUGCCUCAGCUCAACCCAACCCAGAAACAACAGUUUGAACAGGGCGUGAGGAGGUUUUGGGAGAUUCUGAACACCACACCCCAAACGGAUCCCAAAUAUACCGAAGCAUAUACGAACCUGGUCAAGACUUCGAGCCAACUCAUGGCGGGGAUGAAGCAAUGGCAGCAACGAAAACAGAUGGCUCAACAACACGCAGCACAACAGCAGGUCUCGGCACAGGCGCAGACGCAACCACAACCGCAACCACAGGGACAGGCGCCUAGAGUCACAGGUCAACCUGCUCAGCCACAAGCUGGCGCGGGACCAGGCCAGAGCGGAGGUAGCGCUGUACAGUUCAGUCAGCUCUUGCCCGAGAUCCAACGAAAGGUGAACGAGCAACACUUCUACUACCCUCCGGCAAUGACAAAGGGCACCGAGCCUGCUGAAGUGUGGUUGCGCGAGGCAAAGGCCAGGUUGGGGCAAGCCCUGCAGAGACUUCAAGUCGCCAAGCAAAAGAAGGCCGAGUUUCAGCGUCAGGCUCAGCAGCGACAAGCGACAGGGAAUCCGUUGACUGCAGCAGAAAACGAGGUUUACAACAAUAAGAUUGCGCAGUGCGAUCGGGCGGUCAAUGAAAGUACCUCGUUUAUGAAGAAAUUCAACGAGCAGCAGGAACAAUUUCGAGCCGCGCAACCUCAACACCAGUUUUCAAAACAAGCUGUGCCCGUUAGUGAAGGAGCAGACACUACUGCCGCACCCCUUAUGCAGCCUGGUGUUCAAGGCCCUACUGCCCAUUCCAUCAGUAGUGCUGUUUCUGCCGCACGUAACCAAGCAAGCGCCUCACAAGCUCAAGCAGGCAGUCCGACGGCACCUGCACCUCAAGUCGGUCCCAACACUGGCGUAGGCACGUCUCACACUCCCGUUACAGCGACCCAGGCGCAGUUUCCCCAACCUGGUCAGGGAGAUAGCUCUGCAGGAGCUCGUCCACCGUCCCAUCAAGGACAAGCCAUGCCUCCUUUGCAACAACACGCCACGUCCGCGGGCAUCCAUCCGCACCCGCUCAACACAAGUAUCAAUGGCAUCAAGACAGCAACUCCUAACAUUACCAAGAAUUUACAAGUCCCCGAGCCUAAGCCUGUGGCGAUGCCUCCGUCCCGACCAACCUUGACCGGCGGCGCAGGGGUCGGGCUGCCCGGUCAGCUUGCGCAGCCUGCCAUCACUGCGUUGCCUGGAUAUGUGCUGGAGUCGAGCGAGGACGGGAGAAUUCUAUCUAAGAAGAAAUUGAAUGAGCUGGUGCGCGAGGUAUGCGGCCCAGGCCCGGACGAGCAGCUCGACCCCGAAGCCGAAGAAAUAUUCCUCGCUAUUGCCGAUGACUUCGUCGAUGAGCUGGUGUCAUCUGCGUGCAAGCUUGCCAAGCUCCGUGGUUCGUCAAGCCUAGAAUUGCGCGACAUUCAGAUCGUUCUCGAGCGCCAAUACAACAUUCGUGUGCCGGGAAUCUCAACCGACGAAAUUAGAACCGUACGACGGCCACAACCUGCGCCAGGCUGGGCGCACAAGAUGAGUGCAGUCCAAGCUGCCAAGCUGACAGGAGGCGCAAGCGCUACCGCUGCGACUGGCACCAAUGGAAAGGAGAACUGAGCAUGUUUACUCUGAGAUGAGUAUGUAAUUACGAUUCAUGAAAACGCCCAGGCGUUCGAAGGGUGGGCGAUGCCGCCGGGGUCACAGAUGGUCGUGGGGGUAUUUGUAUGGGACGACAGGGACGGCUCACCUUUUGCAUUGCGGGAAACCAAGAGACCAGGCUGGCGCCCCGGAGGAAUUUCUAGACAUUGUGAUCGAGGCAUUAUUCGGAUGUGAGAUACCACACGAGGUCAGAGGUCCAGAGGAAUUCGGCGUCUUCACAUAUCCACGGGUACGUACGUUCAAACCCAGUGUCCACAGAUUGCUAGGGAGCGCCUAUCAGCGCAGUUUGAAACGGUGCCCUCAAUGGCUGAGUGGUGAUGUCUGAUCUCGUACUCGGUACAGAGUACACUGUACUUAAACCGCGGCGUGCCUAAAGCUUCAGAUGUAGCCAUCGAGCUCAGGGACCGUCUAAGCUAGCGUGCCCCUUCCACAAAGUACCAAGCAGCUAAGAUGAGUCUGAAAAUGCUGCCCAAAACCUGAUGGAUCCAUGGGAAUUGGGCCUUGGGCGAAGGAGGG
This is a messenger RNA of Cladophialophora immunda, 2541 nucleotides long. RefSeq lists its product as uncharacterized. The record is from RefSeq and is a predicted model, not a curated record. The transcript has 2 exons. Gene Ontology annotation, molecular function: TBP-class protein binding; DNA binding; protein heterodimerization activity. NCBI's taxonomy places the organism in Eukaryota, Fungi, Ascomycota, Eurotiomycetes, Chaetothyriales, Herpotrichiellaceae. Gene Ontology annotation, biological process: DNA-templated transcription initiation; RNA polymerase II preinitiation complex assembly. Gene Ontology annotation, cellular component: SLIK (SAGA-like) complex; transcription factor TFIID complex; SAGA complex. Bases 286 to 1983 code for a protein of 565 amino acids.